Molecule: messenger RNA, 1917 nt
Organism: Anolis carolinensis (green anole)
Lineage: Eukaryota; Metazoa; Chordata; Lepidosauria; Squamata; Anolidae
Product: protein spire homolog 1
Exons: 13
Coding region: 396-1697 (433 amino acids)
Biological process (GO): actin filament polymerization; Golgi vesicle transport; polar body extrusion after meiotic divisions
Cellular component (GO): cell cortex; cytoplasmic vesicle membrane
Molecular function (GO): actin binding
Source: RefSeq, a predicted model, not a curated record
CAAAUAAAAGAGAUCCCAGGAAGGCCUUUUGCUGUUGUUUAGUUAUAAAAUACUUAAGAGUAAUACAACACAGAAAUGGUAGGGGGGAAGAAUUCUAGUAAUGGAGAUCUCACAAAGAUCUCUCUGGCUGAAUUUCUGAGCUAUUAUGAGCAGCCCAUAAACGAGGAACAGGCGUGGGCUAUUUGUUUCCAGUCUUGUUAUAAAAUGAAACAGAUUUUAGGUCAAGGACUGGAUUCUGUAUCGCAUAUGACAAUUUUAGAUAUUGACAACCUUUACAUCCAUUCUGAUGGUAGCGUGUCCUUCAAUCUACAGCAUGACAUUGGUAAGGAAAAAUCAGGAAGUUUCCAAUAGAGAAUCACAUCAGUCUAGAACCCAAUGAUGCCUUAGAAGACAAGAUGACCGAACUAUUGGGAAUGCUCAUCUACAAAGCUUUGGAUUGGGGGAUUGAAAGUAAUAUGGAGAGAGAGCUUAGUGAGGACUUGGAGAAGCUAAUCCGUUUUAUGGUGAAAUUGAACACAGGGACUACAAAAGCCACCAUUGCUUUCCAGGAUGUAAUCAAGAUCUGUGAAGAUCAUUUUCUCGAACCUUCAAAAGCUGCCAGCCAUUACACAGGGAUCUGCAAAUUGCUGUUUGCAGAGUACAGCGAAUGUCAGAAACUCAUGUUCACCAUUCAAAGCUGCAAAGAGGUUUUGAGAGAAAUGGAUAUGGAAGACCACACUGAACCGCAAAAGGUUGACUUGUGGCAGGGUGUACUUGGUGAUGUGCAGAAGGGGGUGAAGUUGCAAACGGCCAGGAAGCAACUUCCACAUAAGCCCCUUCCCAACGAGGGUUUACAAUUAUCAUAUAGCGCAGUGUUGGAUGAUAUAAAAAAUAAGCGCUAUGUCCUCCACAAAGCAUCGGUGCGCAAACGAAAAGAGAGACCUUAUCAAAAGCUCAGCCUUCAUGAUCAACUCAUGAUGGAAGUGAAAAAUCCACCAAUGCUUCGCCCAACCCUUACAGAAAGAAGUCAUAGUUAUCGCAAAGAAAACUGUCAGAAGUUUGUCUUGAAUUCUCCAAGUGCCAGCAUCUUCUCUGAGCAGAAGAGCAGUACAUUACACAUUUCAAAUGCUAAAAAGCUUCGGCUGGAUUGUACCACUUCAGGCCCAGAAUCUAAGUCACUUCCUAUCUACAAUCAGAAAACAUAUACAGCAGUAUCAUUACCAACCAUUGCAGAUUUGAUGGGAACAAGAUAUUCAGAAAUGAAAAAUUCCAUCCAGACAGAUCUGUGUAUCUCUUCAAGGGCUCAGGUUUGCCCCGUUUGCCGUAACCAGUACUUCAUAUGGCCUUAUAUGUGCCAUCUCUGCAGCAGUGUGAUCUGUCAGGAUUGCUGCAUCAAAAUAUCUAUGCCUGUAAGGCACUGUAUACGCCUUCCACUUAACUUCUUUGAGGUCAUACGACUUACCAAGAAAGAAUAUCUGGUCCAGAAAGACCAGAAAACUGCACAGCUAUUAUAUGCAGUAGAACACUGGGAUUCAACAAGAGUUCCUCUUGUGUUGGAGCCGCACUGUGUAUUGCCACCCCUUUCUUCUCUUACAAAAAGCAUGAUGGAUUGGCCUUUUAUGGACAUAUGUACAAAAUGUGAACAGUACCUUUUGAAGAUCCUCUACCAGCAAUCCUCUUGUACAAAAAGAUCUGUGUUAUCGACUGUGUUGGAAUAAACAACCCACUACUGCAAUGUAUGAUAAUGUAAAUAAGUGUCCUGAAAGGCCUAAAAAAGAAGCACCAUGGCUAGUUAUUUUCUUCUGUUUAGGGUCCUAGGGCAAGAUACUGAAGGGUUAGAUUUUUUUUUUUCAAAUCGUGCACUUUAAAAACAAAAAUGCAUCUUAGUGAUGUCAUUACAUGACACAAAUAAAUGCUGAACCAUUUUUGCACAUCAUA